Molecule: messenger RNA, 2275 nt
Organism: Ctenopharyngodon idella (grass carp)
Lineage: Eukaryota; Metazoa; Chordata; Actinopteri; Cypriniformes; Xenocyprididae
Gene: entpd3
Product: ectonucleoside triphosphate diphosphohydrolase 3
Exons: 10
Coding region: 185-1741 (518 amino acids)
Biological process (GO): nucleoside diphosphate catabolic process
Cellular component (GO): plasma membrane
Molecular function (GO): GDP phosphatase activity; UDP phosphatase activity
Source: RefSeq, a predicted model, not a curated record
CAUCCCUCAGAAUGGGUGGAGUUUUUAAUGAACUUUAAAAGAAAGGUCCUGCUUAUUGGGAGUGCCAGCCAAACCCCUCCCAUUCAGUCUCUUCAGUACGCUUUUUCACACACAAACAUAUGCACACACACUCUCACACACAUCAAAAAACAGUUACACAUUCAGUCUUGCACGUCUGGACAGAAUGAUCAAUAAGGAGUCCCAAUCUUCUGACCACCUCACUGCAGCCUCACGCAGAGGGGUGAGAAUGGCAAAAGUGGCAGUAGCUUUGGCCGCCGCCUUUAUGCUGGCCAGCAUAGCGGUCAUCAUUUCUAUAGCAGUUGUACAAACUCAUAAGAAAACUUACAUAUCUCGUGGACUCAAGUACGGUAUUGUUUUGGAUGCAGGCUCAUCCAGGACUACCGUGUAUCUCUAUGAGUGGCCUGCCGAGAAAGAAAACAACACUGGGGUUGUAAGCCAGACAACAAAGUGUCAAGUUGAAGGCCCUGGAAUUUCAGAUUUCGGUGUAGACAAGGAGCAGGACAAAAAGACAUGGCAAAGUUUAAAACAUUGCAUGACAGUGAUGUCCAAGGCCAUUCCCUCCCAUCAGCAUAACUCCACCCCAGUCUUCCUUGGGGCAACAGCAGGGAUGAGGCUCCUACAUAUGAAAAAUGAAGAGACAUCCAACACUAUCUUGAACGACAUGAAGAACUACCUUAGCUCUCUUCCUUUCAAUUUCCAAAAUGCUUCCAUCAUCUCUGGACAGGAAGAAGGCCUUUAUGGUUGGAUCACCGUCAACUACCUGAUGGGGAACUUCCUAGAGAAAAAUCUUUGGAAUGCCUGGGUACAUCCUCAUGGGGCUAAGACAGUUGGUUCAUUGGACUUAGGCGGAGCCUCCACCCAGAUUGCCUUUGCUACUUCUGAUGAUGCCAAAGGAGAAGAUAUCAUUAAGGUUUCGCUCUAUGGCUAUGAAUAUAACAUCUACACACACAGUUUCCUCUGCUACGGCAAAAAUGAAGCUGAGAAAAGAGUUUUGGCAAAACUUUCAAAGCAAUCCACCAACUGGGCUAGUGUGACACACCCCUGUUAUCCUUCUGGCUAUAACAUCUCCAUGCUUGCAGAGGACAUUUUUGGAAGUGAAUGUACAAAAAAGGAUGUUCCUUUGAGGUAUAGCCCAAAGCGAAAUAUUACUUUCUUUGGACAGAGUAACCCUGAAAAGUGCAAAGCCUUGGUCAGGAGUGUCUUUGACCUGACGUCCUGCCAGGGAGCUGAAAACUGCUCCUUUGAUGGAGUUUAUCAGCCACCACUGAGUGGAGACUUCAUGGCCUAUGCAGGGUUCUACUGGACUGCUUGGGCUCUUAAUGUAGAGGGUUCCAAAAGUAUGGAGAUAUUCAACAUGAACAUGAAUCUGUUCUGCUCAAAGGACUGGAAAAAUCUCAAGCAAAACUACAACAUCAGAGACAUCCAUCUGAAGUCCUACUGCUACUCUGCAAAUUAUGUGCAUACCAUUCUUGCAGAUGGUUACAAGUUCAACACAGACAACUGGAAAAAUCUCAAUUUUCAGAAAGAGGUAAAUAAGACAAGCAUAGCUUGGUCCCUUGGCUACAUGCUUGCACUUUCCAACAUGAUCCCAGCCGAAGGGAAAAUCAUCAAGCUACCCAUAAACAACGUUCUUUUCACUGGACUCCUCCUCCUGUUCUCUUCUCUGACUAUUAUCACCCUCACAUGCCUCUUCAUUGCUCUGGUGCGCUUCUGUUAUUGAGGUUUUUGUACUGAGUUCCCAUCUAUACUGCACUGAGUUCUCAUCUGUAGGACUAGUGUUCCACUUAGGGAGGUUUGGAAACCAGGAAAGACGCUGAUGUGUCAAUGCAGAUGCACCUGCUAGAGAAGGAUUUUAAUUUUGGAACCUGAAGGUCUUGAAUGUCUAGCGGUGCUAUGGUUAAAAAAAAAGACACCUGAUGUGAACUCCAAAUGUGUUUAAAACCUGUAUUAAAUGUCAUUCUAUCCAAAAAGGGGUGCACAGGUCUUUCCCGUCCAGGAAUACAGUGGCAAGCUCUUGUACUGUGGAUUUGAAAAAAGACACUGAAGACAAAGUAAAGGUUUUAGCUUAUAUGCAGUAAAAAUAUCUACUAUGGUCAUGAUAAUGUUUUGAUUGUGUAUUGUAUCUAAUGUUUGUCUCAUCUCUAGCAUCAUGCCUUAUGUAUCUCAUACAUGUAUUUCUGCAUGUGCUCUUCAGUGCACAUUGUCUUUGGAUGAAAUGUCAUAGUAUCUAAAUAAAUGUUAUGGUUGAUAAUGA